UCCGGGUUGUCAGCUGUCAGACUGCCGCUGAACUUCGCAGUUUGACUUGCUAUGUCUGCUGCCGUGAAAGAACCAAAACUCACAGGGUGGCUCGUGUAACUUCAGUGACAACACGGACGUUUAGUACCCCUGAGAAUCAAAGAUGUUUUCUUUCACCGUCCAACCACAGGUGACUGUGCCUCUCAGCCAUCUCAUCAAUGUCCUCCACUCGAUGAAGAGCUCAGUGGGCAGCAGCAGCAGUGUCAGCUGCAAAUCAAGAAAGCACAAGGAGCAUGUCUCAGCCUCAGACCUUCGCUGCACAGAGCCCAUGUGGAACCUGCGUGAGCUCGGCUUAUCAGACCUGGGAGCUCAGCAGCUGGAUGAGCUGGUGAACAGUGUGUUCCCAGACUUGAGUCCACAGGAGGCGCCACUUGCACUGGGUGGACAGACAGCCUGGAGGACCUCACAUUUAUCUACUCACUCCUUUUUCUACAAUAAGCAUGGCUUCUCAUGUGGUGGGAUGCCAGCGUCAGCCCAGGUUUUUAUCCGGCAGCACCCUUCACCUCUUCAAUGUGUGAGCACAGAGCUACAAUACUGGCCAGUUUUGGUCCAGAGCAGAGGCUUCAAAACUUUAAGGAGCAAAACCAGAAGACUGCAGUCAGGCCUUGAUCGUCCACUGGAGUUCACACCAUCCUUUAUGAAGGGUUUUCUGUCACGUGAUAAGGGCUUAGAGGUUGAAAGUCUGGACAGCCUUUUGAAGACUAAGAACAUACCUGAUGGACAGCAGGAUGCAUUCAAAAGGGGCUUCGCUGAGGGCUUCUUGAAAGCUCAAGCCCUGACACAGCGCACUCAAGAUUCUCUUCGGAGGACUCGUCUUAUCCUGCUCGUGCUGCUUCUCGUGGGGCUGUAUGGGAUCUCAAAGACCCCAUUCAUAUCGGUGCGGUUCCGAACCACAACAGGCCUGGACUCGGCGGUGGAUCCAGUCCAGAUGAAAAAUGUGACGUUUGAGCACGUCAAAGGGGUAGAAGAAGCAAAGAAUGAGCUGCAGGAAGUGGUGGAGUUCCUUAAAAACCCACAGAAGUUCACGGCACUGGGAGGAAAGCUGCCAAAAGGUGUUCUGCUGGUUGGUCCUCCUGGGACUGGAAAGACUCUUUUGGCCAGAGCAGUGGCAGGAGAGGCCGACGUGCCCUUCUACUAUGCCUCUGGGUCUGAGUUUGACGAGAUGUUUGUGGGAGUUGGAGCCAGCCGCAUCAGAAACCUUUUCAGGGAGGCUAAAGCCAACGCUCCCUGUGUGAUCUUCAUUGAUGAGCUGGACAGUGUGGGUGGGAAAAGGAUUGAGUCUCCUAUGCACCCUUACUCCAGACAGACUAUCAACCAGUUGCUUGCUGAGAUGGAUGGGUUUAAAACAAACGAAGGAGUGAUCAUCAUUGGAGCAACAAACUUCCCUGAGGCUUUGGAUAACGCCCUGAUCCGCCCAGGACGCUUCGACAUGCAGGUGACUGUCCCCAAACCAGACGUGAAGGGACGCACAGAGAUCCUCAACUGGUAUCUGAAGAAGAUCAAAGUGGAUCCAUCUAUUGAGGCCAAUAUUAUUGCCCGGGGCACGGUGGGCUUCUCAGGCGCUGACCUGGAAAAUCUGGUGAACCAGGCCGCUCUAAAGGCAGCAGUCGAUGGCAAAGACAUGGUCACUAUGAAGGAGCUGGAGUUCGCUAAAGACAAAAUCCUCAUGGGUCCUGAGAGAAGGAGUGCAGAAAUCGACAAAAAGAACAAGCUGAUCACAGCAUACCAUGAAUCAGGCCAUGCCAUUGUAGCUUACUACACCAAAGAUGCCAUGCCCAUUAACAAGGCCACCAUUAUGCCCAGAGGCCCAAGUCUGGGACAUGUGUCGAUGCUCCCUGAGAAUGAUCGCUGGAGUGAGACGCGCUCUCAGCUUCUAGCCCAGAUGGACGUCAGUAUGGGCGGCCGUGUAGCUGAGGAGAUUAUCUUUGGCCAUGAGUACAUCACAACAGGUGCAUCAAGUGAUUUUGACAGUGCCACAAAGAUCGCUAAGAUGAUGGUGACCAGAUUUGGAAUGUGUGAAAAGUUGGGUGUCAUGACCUACACUGACUUGGCAGCGCAGAGCCCAGAGACACAGGCAGCAGUGGAACACGAAGUCAGGGUCUUAUUGAAGGAUUCUUAUGAGCGUGCCAAAGCCCUGCUGAAGUCUCACACCAAAGAGCACAAGAACCUGGCUGAAGCUCUGCUCAUGUACGAGACUCUGGAUGCCAAAGAGAUCCAGCUGGUCCUGGAGGGAAAGACACUCGACAGCAGAUGAAAGUAGCAAGGACAACGGAUUUUAAGAGCUCAGGGGUCGAGGAAGGAGGGAUGGACUCAGGUCAUGAGCAUCAAAUCAGAGAAGGGGUGUAUGGGACUGUUUAUAUCUUCAUGCUGUCAACUUUAUUUAUCUCACCCAUAUUUCUGAAUAAGUAGUGCUGUGAAAUGAAAGCCAAACAUCAAUUUUCAGACAUUUCCUGUGUUCAGAGGUAAGCAGGUGUACUUGACAGAGAUUAAUUCUCAUGGGCUGGUUAAAUUGCUAAUUUUUCACAGGUUACUAGUUGGUUAGAGAGUGAAUGUAAUGCCCUUAAAUGAUUAAAGUAACUGGCUCCAUCUUUAUGUUUAAAAAACAGUUGAAAUGAGCUCAAAUUAUUUUAGAGAUCCUCUCUUUUAAACCUGGUUUCAAUGCCACUUAAAUCCAAAGAGCUUCCAAGUUGUAAGGAAAAAUAGACUUUAACUUGAUUUCAACUGUUUUCCUGAUUUUUUUUUUUGUCUGCAAUGAUUUGAAUAUCACACACAUACACCCUCCUUUCCGGUUUAUCCCACUGCAUCAAUCCUUGCUGCUCAUUUUAAAGGUGGCCUUUUGGGGAAUGUACUCUUAAGUGUAAUUUUCUUUCUGAAGUAGGAAGUGUAUAAAGUUAAACUAUAAUGUCUAAGCACUUUAGGUAAGUGUACAAAUUGACAAUGCACUUGUGAACUCUUCAUGUAUUUUACUGUGUGUACAGAUGGAUCAAAAGCUGCUGCAGCAUGUCACAAAAUCACGCUGGGUUUGUGUAAUGAUCGAGCACUUGAACCAUUAGACUUUUAAAGAUGUAAUGUUGGCAUUUACUUAAAAUCUGAAUACAGCUGAGGAAAUACAGUUUUUUCUCUUGCAAAUGAGCGGGUUAAAGACUGUCGAUCUUCAGAUUAUUCAGAUGGAAAACAUGACCAGUUCUGGCGGUAAUUUUCCAUUUACUUGGUCCUCAUUUCUAAGCAGAGAUUUGUCGCAUUGGGUGGUCUGCACGUCUCUGUUUCAGCUCAUUUGAACAUGCAGGGGAAGAAAGUUCAAGUCCUUCAGACCCUGCUCGGUGCUGAAAGGAAUUCAAGCUGCAACAUGUCUAAUUUGGAAAGUGACCUCCAGUAUUUUACAUAUGAUUCCCUUAUGUCCCAAUGCUAAAUAAAGCGUCCAAUUUGAACAAAAAGUUGCAGUUAAACAGUAUUUUUGAAACCUUCAAUGCUAGUGGGAAUCUUCUGUCAAGAUUUCAACUAGCAAACAUUGAACUCCACAGUGGUAACGUAGUCUUUUGCUUCAAAGACAAAUCUCCUGUUAUUGGCCUUCCAACUAUUUUAAGUUGUACAUAUGAUGGGAUGUAGUUAGCAGGAUUAUUGUAUAUAGAUGUAUAGUAAAUGCUUUUAUGCUGUGAACACAUGAAAUAGCUGUCUACCAGCGACUGACAAAGUCUUGCAACAAUGUGAUGGCAAUGGUUGAUGAAUGUUGGUGCAGAUGAAAUAAAUAAAGUAUCC
Cheilinus undulatus (humphead wrasse) is the source of this 3795-nucleotide messenger RNA. It is a transcript of the gene yme1l1b, whose product is annotated as YME1-like 1b. Gene Ontology annotation, molecular function: ATP-dependent peptidase activity; metalloendopeptidase activity; ATP hydrolysis activity. The coding region runs from base 143 to 2293 and encodes 716 amino acids. The transcript is spliced from 18 exons. Gene Ontology annotation, cellular component: mitochondrial inner membrane. The record is from RefSeq and is a predicted model, not a curated record. Gene Ontology annotation, biological process: protein quality control for misfolded or incompletely synthesized proteins; mitochondrion organization. Lineage: Eukaryota; Metazoa; Chordata; Actinopteri; Labriformes; Labridae.